ACCCCAAAAGAUAAAAAGCAUUAAGGUGGAUGGACAAGGCAAGGAAUCUCUCUGAACAAUAUUACUUUUGCUUUAGCUUUGCUCUAAUCCCAAGUGACACAAAAAUUCCCCACCACCUUUGGGUUCCUAAUUCUUGCCUUCAGGACUGGUUCUUUCUCUAAGCACAUCUUCCUUGUAGGGCUGAGGAAGCAACCUCAGCCCCUUUCUCCAUAGAAUGAAGCUAGUGGUUGAAGUAAUAGAAGCCCAUGAUCUUAUGCCCAAAGAUGGUGAAGGCUCAGCCACCCCCUUUGUUGAAGUAGACUUCGAAAACCAACGCAUUCGAACCAAAUCCCUCGAAAAAACACUAAACCCCCACUGGAACGAGCAGCUCAUUUUCAACGUUACCGACCCCAAAAACCUCCAUAACAGAGGCAUCGAGGUUUACGUCUACAACGAGAAGAGGUCCCUGCACAGGCGCAACUUCCUCGGAAAGGUAAGAGUCUCAGGCUCUAGUGUAGUCAGAGAGUCCGAAAAGGCUCUCCAAACCUUCCCCUUGGAAAGAAGAACACUCUUCUCAUUUGUCAAGGGAGAUAUCACCCUCAAAAUCUACCUGUCCACCAAUAACAAACUUGAAACACCACCACCCUUGAUUAAUAAUACCAGUACUAGCCCCACAACCUUAGCCAAACCACCACCACCAUCCACCACUGAUAGUCCUGAUAACAAGGCUCUAACUUCACCACCAUCUACUACUGAUAGUACUGCUAAAACUACUGAUAAUACCCCAACUACACCACCACCAACUGAUUCCAAUACUAGUAAUUCUAUUAGUACUAAAUCUGUUGGUGAAGUUGCACCGCCUGAGGAGAUCAAAGAACCAAUAGAAGUGAAAAUCUCGACAACUCAAAUUGUAAACAAACAAGAAGUUACUCAACAACCAAGUAGAGUGGUCGAACAGAGAAGGCCACAGGGCAUCCCAGUUGUAACCAUGAACAAUUACCAAAAUAUUGUUCCCCCUCCACCAGGGACUCACCAUCAUGGGGACUUUGGGCUCAAGAACACGAGCCCUCACCUUGGCACGGGGUGGUCGAACCGAGAAUUUGCUAGCACAUAUGACUUAGUGGAGCAGAUGCACUAUCUUUAUGUGCGCGUGGUUAAGGCCAAGGACCUCCCUGCUAGCUCAGUGACAGGUAGUUGUGACCCUUAUGCCGAGGUCAAGCUUGGUAACUAUAAGGGUACCACAAAGCAUUUUGAGAAGAAGCUUAACCCUGAGUGGAACCAGGUUUUCGCUUUCUCAAAGGAGAGAAUUCAGUCCUCCAUGCUCGAGGUCUUUGUUAAGGAUAAGGAGAUGGUGGGCAGAGAUGAUUACCUAGGAAGGGUUGUGUUUGACCUAAAUGAAGUCCCCAAGCGGGUUCCACCUGAUAGCCCUUUAGCUCCACAGUGGUACAGGUUGGAAGAUAGAAAGGGCGAGACCAAGGUUAGGGGAGAGAUGAUGCUUGCAGUUUGGAUGGGAACACAAGCUGAUGAGGCUUUCCCUGAAGCAUGGCAUGCUGAUGCAGCAACAGUUCAAGGAGAAGGGGUUUUCAGCAUAAGAUCGAAGGUUUAUGUGUCCCCUAAGCUUUGGUACCUAAGAGUUAAUGUGAUCGAGGCUCAAGAUCUGCAACCGAGUGACAGGGCUCGGGUUCCUGAAGCUAGUGUAAAAGUUCAGGUGGGACACCAAGUGCUCAAGACCAAGCCUUCGCCAGUUCGAACCCCGAACCCACUCUGGAAUGAAGACCUAAUCUUUGUGGUAGCUGAGCCCUUUGAAGAGCAGCUUGUUCUCAUGGUGGAAGACAGGGUUAGCCCAUCAAAGGAUGAUGUUUUGGGGAAGAUUGCACUCCCCUUAACAAUAUUCGAUAAGAGAUUGGACCAUAGGCCAGUACAUUCUAGAUGGUUCAACCUCGAGAAAUUUGGGUUUGGAGUUUUAGAGGGAGACAAGAGGAAAGAGCUCAAGUUCUCUAGCAGGAUCCAUUUGAGGGUGUGCCUAGAAGGAGGUUAUCAUGUGUUGGACGAGUCAACGAUGUACAUAAGUGACCUUCGCCCAACUGCAAAGCAACUAUGGAAGCCCCCGAUUGGGAUUUUGGAGGUGGGUAUAUUGAGUGCUCAAGGGUUGCUUCCAAUGAAAACCAAGGAUGGGAGACAAACAACCGAUAGCUACUGUGUGGCCAAGUAUGGACCAAAGUGGGUUCGAACCAGAACAAUUAUAGACAGCCUCAGCCCCAAAUGGAAUGAGCAAUACACAUGGGAGGUCUAUGACCCUUGCACUGUCAUUACCCUAGGAGUCUUUGAUAACUGCCAUUUGGGCACACCAACCAGCUCAGCCAGCGAUUCAAGAAUCGGAAAGGUAAGAAUUCGUCUCUCCACCUUAGAAACAGACCGAAUAUACACCCACUCCUACCCACUCUUGGUUCUUCACCCAUCUGGCCUAAAGAAGAUGGGUGAGCUUCAACUAGCCGUUAGGUUCACAUGCACAUCUCUUGUGAAUAUGGUCCAUCUCUAUGGCCAUCCCCCACUUCCCAAGAUGCAUUACAUACAUCCAUUCAGUGUGAACCAGGUCGAUAACCUAAGGUACCAAGCAAUUAACAUAGUUGCCAUGAGGCUUGGGAGAGCAGAGCCCCCACUGAGAAAAGAGGUUGUCGAUUACAUGCUAGACUUUGAUGCUCAUGCAUGGAGCAUGAGGAGAAGCAAGGCCAACUUCUUUAGAAUUAUGUCACUCCUAUCAGGCGUGAUAUCGGUGGGAAAGUGGUUCGAUGACGUGUGCCAUUGGAAGAACCCCAUAACCACAGUGUUGGUUCAUAUCCUAUUCCUCAUAUUGAUCUGGUACCCAGAACUCAUACUACCCACCUUGUUCCUAUACAUGUUCUUGAUAGGGAUUUGGAACUUCAGGUUCAGGCCUAGGAACCCACCUCAUAUGGACACCAAGCUCUCCUGGGCUGAGGCAGUGCCCCCCGAUGAGCUCGAUGAAGAAUUUGACUCUUUUCCAACUUCAAGGCCUCAUGAUGUUGUAAGGAUGAGGUAUGAUAGGCUGAGGAGUGUGGCAAGAAGGAUUCAAACUGUGGUGGGAGACAUGGCUACACAAGGAGAGAGGUUUCAAGCCCUUCUGAGUUGGAGGGACCCUAGGGCUACAAGCCUUUACAUUCUCUUCUGUUUAAUUGCAGCAGUUGUGCUCUAUGUAACUCCCUUUAGGGUUGUAGCUCUCCUCUUGGGGCUCUUUGUGCUUAGACACCCGAGGUUUCGAAGCAAACUACCUUCCGUUCCAAGUAAUUUCUUCAAGAGACUGCCAGCUAAAGUUGACAGUAUGCUAUGAGUGUUCGCUGUCACUUGUAAAAUGAAGGCAUGGAAGGCGAAUAGUUUUAUGUGUGACUUUGUAUUUGCUGUUUGUUCUUGUGUUUGGCUGUUGUAUCAAGAAAUCCAGAAUGAUGAACAAUGUCUGGCAAUUGUUCAAAUUUGAAUGUUAUCAUUUUAUUUUUUUUGUA
Amborella trichopoda is the source of this 3494-nucleotide messenger RNA. Its product is annotated as FT-interacting protein 1. Lineage: Eukaryota; Viridiplantae; Streptophyta; Magnoliopsida; Amborellales; Amborellaceae. The record is from RefSeq and is a predicted model, not a curated record.